Messenger RNA from Hemicordylus capensis (graceful crag lizard), 7862 nucleotides. It is a transcript of the gene BCL2, whose product is annotated as BCL2 apoptosis regulator. Gene Ontology annotation, biological process: negative regulation of intrinsic apoptotic signaling pathway; intrinsic apoptotic signaling pathway in response to DNA damage; extrinsic apoptotic signaling pathway in absence of ligand. Gene Ontology annotation, molecular function: protein homodimerization activity; protein heterodimerization activity. Bases 1210 to 1890 code for a protein of 226 amino acids. Lineage: Eukaryota; Metazoa; Chordata; Lepidosauria; Squamata; Cordylidae. Gene Ontology annotation, cellular component: mitochondrial outer membrane. The transcript has 2 exons. The record is from RefSeq and is a predicted model, not a curated record.
GAUAGGAUCAAUUAAGACUUCGGUCACGCCCCAUUUUCCCUUUCGGUUCCCUUGUGGGAUUUCUUCCUUCUUUUUAUAAUACAAAGCUGCCUUGUUUUCUUUCUUUCUUUUUUGGUGAACUGUUUUCUCACUGGAGAUUCUUGUGUUGUUGUUGUUUUUGGUGGUGGGGAUUAAUUCCAGAUUUUUUUCUAUAGAUGUGAGAAACACUGAACUCAAGAGCAGUGUCUGAAUGAAACUACAUGCAUUUUGAAAUAGAUUGCACUGAAGCAUAGCACUAAUUCAAGAGCCUGGAUUCAAAUAUGUUAUUUCUCUAAUGCUUUUCAGAAAUUUUUUUCCCUCCGUCCCUCUCUCUUUUGAGUUUUUCUCUUUCCUGAAGUUCAGAGGCAAGAUUUCUGAGUUCUUCUGACAUAUCUUUGGAAGUGUCAUUCAAACAGGAGUUCAGGAAGUGUUUUUGGAAAUCAGUAAUUCCACAAUGCCUGGAGACCUUAACAUUUCCCUCUUUUUUGGAAUCGUCAAAGAAACCAGCAUUUAAUCUUUCAGAAGAACUGUGAUGAUUGGUUUUUCCUUUAAGGAAAUUUGACAAAAGCAAAUUUUUAAUUCAAGUAAGUAUUUUUCCAGAGGAAAUUUAUUCUGUGUAACUUUUAUUUAUUUAUUUUUAAAAGAAAACUGUUUUUGUGGUGUUUUUUGUUUUUGUUUUUUUGCUGAACCUGCUUUGCAUGGAUUUGCACUGGAGGUUGCUCUGCUUAGUAAAUCAUAUUGAAUGUCAUGGGGUUUUGGAAUGUGUGCAUAGCAGCAGCUUCUUCAUUCAUAUCCUAGUACAGCAUGCAGGAGAAAAAAUGCACCUGAUUUUGAAUAAGUAUCUGAUUUUCUUAUUUUAGAUGUAUUUCCACACAGAGGAGGGAAGGUUGCUGAAAAUAAAUUUUAUAAUAUUACAUGUGCAUCUUGGAAUACAAUAUUUGCUGCAUUUUAAACCCUGUUUCCACCGUGUGUCGCAAACUGAGAAGGAAACACUGGGAAGACGGAAAUACCUUUGAGACCCCGAGGACUCCCCCACACCUCAACCAAUGGAACUGCAUAGAAUAAAACAACUGGAUUAUAUAUAAAUACUGGCACUCAUUAUUACUGGCUGCUUUGUUUUUUGGGUGGGGGGACAUCUCAUCUGCUUCUGCACUGCCUUUUUCUCAUUCUCCCUAUUCCUUGUUCGAAAGGAUGGCUCAUCCUGGAAUAAGAGGUUACGAUAACAGGGAGAUAGUGCUGAGGUACAUCCAUUACAAGCUGUCACAGAAAGGAUAUGACUGGGUUGCCAGUGGUGACAGAGCAAAUCUUCCUGCUGGUGGGACCUUCCCUGCCCUAGCUGGGCUGUCAUCUCUGCCUUCUGAACUGCCUGGCAUAGCUGCUGUUAGUAACAUUGCCCCUGAUGAUGGACUCAACCCUGUGCCACAGGUUGUCCACUCGACUUUAUGCCAAGCUGGUGAUGAGUUUUCACGGCGUUAUCAACGGGACUUUACUCAAAUGUCUAGCCAGCUGCACUUGACCCCGUUUACUGCCAGAGAUCGUUUUCUGGCAGUAGUGGAGGAGCUAUUCCGAGAUGGGAUAAAUUGGGGGAGGAUUGUUGCAUUCUUUGAAUUUGGUGGCCUGAUGUGUGUGGAAAGUGUCAGUCGGGAGAUGUCACCCCUUGUGGACAAUAUUGCUGUGUGGAUGACCGAGUACCUGAACAGGCACCUGCACAACUGGAUCCAGGACAAUGGAGGCUGGGAUGCCUUUGUGGAGUUGUACAGCAACAACAUGAGACCUUUGUUUGAUUUCUCAUGGCUGCCUCUGAAGACAAUUCUGAGUCUGGCUGUUGUGGGCGCGUGCAUCACCCUUGGUGCUUAUCUGGGGCAUAAGUGAUUUCAACCAACUUGCGGACUGAUGAAAAGACAGAAAGAAAGAAAGAAAGAAAGAAAGAAAGAAAGAAAGAAAGAAAGAAAGAAAGAAAGAAAGAAAGAAAGAAAACUGCAAAGAGAAAUUAAAAGAGUACAUAAUAUGUGGUAUGUUUUUGUCCUGUAGCAUAAUGCUAUUAUUUUAUGAGCCAAGCAGCUUUCUGUCUAUAUAUAUUAAAUCAGCUAUUACUGCCAAAGGGAAUAUUCAUUUAUUUUUUACACUGCAGGAGAAGAGUUAUUUAUUAAAAGAUAUUUUACAUUUAACCUGCUAUUUUCCUGAAACUCUGCAAGCUAUACAGAAGGAUACCACAAUGCUAUUGCAAUGAAAUGUAAGGAGGCCCCAAAGAUCUUCAGCUUUCUAGAAAGUUCCACUGGGCUGACAAUUUGAUCACAGUGGCGUAAGAGCGAGCACAGAGACAAAUGUGUUUCUCCUUAGGAAAGAAAAUGGACGUGCCAUUUGCAGUGGUGUAAUUUUGCAAUUAGGUUUUCUUCUGUGCCCAUGGAGCGGGGCUAAAAUCCUACAUGGGUGGAAUUUCCAGCCAGUACAGCUUUGGAUAUUUGGCGAAUCAAUGUGGUACCUAUCCAGAGUGAAAAGCAACUCGGUAUUCAGGCCAGUAGCACAUGUAGCUCAGCAGCUUGUCGACAAAGUGGACAAGACAGCUGGUUUUGGAAGGCUCCCCCUGCAGGACAACAGCUGGAAAUACUCUUGCAUGCAACUUGUGAAGCAUCUUGUGACAUAACAAGUUGUUCCAGUACACACCGCAGUGGGUCAACAUUGGAAGAGGACUAUUUUGUGUCCAGCAGUUUGAAAGUCUGAAAUGAAAUGCUUUAGAAUUGCGGGACAUUGUUGUUUCAGUGUAUACUUUGUCCGUAACUUUACCGUUAACAUAACCAUCAGGAAACCAUAAGUGCCUGUGACUGUCCGGACUUCCUGAUUUGCAUCCCCACUGGAGUGGGAUUUAUCCACAACUGAUCCUGUUUUCAUUACCGGAUUCUUUGUGAGGGUUUAGAAAGCUAUUCAGUUGAGUUGCUUAAGAAUAUCUUAAGUCAAAAAAGGCUCAGAUUCACUUGGCAAGUAGCAGACAUCAGCUGACAGAGAUUAGCUCUCCCUUUCCCUCUUUAUCAGAAUGAACACCAAAAUUAAGUUCUUCCCCCUUUUUUGUAAGUCUUGUUUUAUUUUCCUUGAAAGUAUUGUGUGCUGGUUCUUUCUAAAGAACAUCUUCAAAAGGAAAUAGAUAAAGAAAUUGUCCAAUGCCUCCAUCUGGACUAACAAGGCACUCAACUUCCUGAGGUGCCUGUAGUGUUUUAUUUUACUUAAAAAUCACUUUAAAUAAGAUGAAAGCAGAGAACUUAAUGGACAUUUUCUUUGAGUGCGUUGUUUAGCCCUUUGAUCCUAAGCAUAUAGUUUAGGAUAGGUUUCCUAGAAGUAGAAAGGACUCUUCAUCACGGAAGUUCUUUAAAAGCCCGUUAGAUGAGCAUUUAGUUGUAUUAUCUGACGUAGAUUCAAUCCCUGAAGCAGGAGAAUGGAUUGGAUGGUUUCUUACAGUCAUGUAUUCAAAAAUGUCCCUCGUUGGACAUGAAGGAUCUCGGUUCUUUGACAAAGGCAGCUUUCGGUAGAAUCUGUUCCACCUCUAUGUUUCUAUAUUACUUAGAAGUCAAAUGUCCAUUGAUAUCAAUGGCCAAGAUCAAAAUAACUCCCUGUGCACAACUAAAGGGCUCUUACACAUGCUCGGGACUUUGCCAGUGUUUGCUUCCACUUCUGCUCUUUAUCCUGCAUAGGAUUCUGUAUUGGAGGGUUUCCCAGUCCUCAUGAUUAGCUUUUUGGGAGGAGAGCCCUCCGCAAUCCCAACAUGUGUACAGAAGCCAAUUCACAUUUGGUUCUUUGGAUCCCAGACAAGGAGUUCAGGGUCAGUGUGACAGAGACUACACCACUAUUUAAAGUAAGGGCUUAAUAAACUUUUGGAAGGAAUAGAAUGUCCAAAAGGAACAGAAUCUAAAUUAGAUAUGGUGGACACAUGUUAGACUUCUAUGAAUGUCCAUCUUUUUCAAAAGGGUUUUUUUUUCCUGCUUAUGAAACUGUAAAGAAAUUGGAUUUAUAAAAUAAUUUGCAUCCAGUGAAAAAUGUUCUUUAUGUUCUUAAAUGUGUGGGCUGAAGUACAGUCACAACCGACAUGUAUUUAAGAUGACAAAGCAAAAACUAAAAAGUAUAGGCUCAAUAGAUUUAAGUGAAUUAUCUUCAUUUGUGGCAUUAUAUGCAAAAAGAGAGCUCUAUUUACUUGGGAAUGUAAUAUUUUCAUUGCUAAGGCUAUAGUCCAUAUGUCUUCAAAGCUGCUUAAAAAAAAAUUGGGCAGAAGCCACUGGGAAGCUUGUCAUUGUGCAACUCCUAUUCAUUUCACUCGUUCAAUGGUGUUUGCCCAGGAAUACUUCCCAGUGGUAGGUGCUCAAUGUAUUUAUGCAUCUCAGCAUUGCUGUAGCUACUCAACGGUUAUGACACUUGCAUCGACCAUUUCAACAGUGAGCUCUAGGUUUCACAUCUAUGUAUAAAGAUAUUUGUUAGGAUUCAUGUCUAUUGUAACUGGGCAAUUUACUUAUCAACAUUGCUGAGUUGCUGACAGCUAGAAUAAAAGCAUUGUAUUUACUUGCUAAAACUGUGAUUCAUAAGGAGCAGGUCAGAGAAAGCUAGAUGCACCUAAGCCCUAUAGGAGUCAGUGGCAUUUAAGCAUGCCUAAUUUUUACUGGAUUAUGUGGAGUGCUGAGAGAUUGAUGUCUCUUCUUAUGGGCCACCAUCUCAGCACAGAGGCUUGUAGGACUGAACUCAUGGACCAGAGAGCAUGAAGCUGGGCUUUUGCCCCCAUUUGACAAUGUAUUAUUAAUUGCCAGUGGUGACUAUGAACUCCUAUUCAACAUCAUAGAUUAUGCUCUCACACAUUUUCUGCAAUGAAUGGCUUACUUUUUACUAAAGGUUUACAUGGUCAGAAUAUAAGUAUAAAGAAUUAACUAUAAAAUGCCUGUGCUGCUAUACAACCGUGAUUAUUUUGUUGAACCACACCAUUGCAACAUUUCAAAGCUGCUUUAGAUGUAGUUUGAAGUAGUCACAUUACAGGCAUUUAGGAACAUGCUGUCAAUUGAUUUUUAUUUGUGUCUGUCCACUGGGCUUCUCAGUACCUUUUAUUAGCUGUAUGCCAGAGAAGUCCUGGUAGCUGUUGAUGGUCUAUGUCUUAAAGCAGAUGAUCCCAGGUUUCCCACCCCAACCCACCCCAUCUUUGCUGCAAAAUUGUACAGUAUUGUGGCUGCACUAGCUGUAAGGACAGAUGAUAUUGCUAAGAUUCAUGAUAAACAUAUUUAGAGAAGCUGAAUGUAUAUAAAAGCUUGGAGUUUUUCUUCCCCCCUCAGCAAUUUAACUGUGACCAACACUCUCUUUUUAUCUGGUAAAUUCUUGUCUUUACAAACAAAGGCCGACAUGCUGCGCAGUAUUUCCUCGAUAUCAUGCACUGCGCCAGGGCUGCUGCGGACACAGUGGAAAGCGAGCGGUUGCACAAUCAGCACGAUGGCAGUUGUUCUUCUUUGCAAGCAUGGGAGUCACUGCAGUAGCACUGGUUGUGCAGCUGCUCAUUCUCUGCAGUGUCGGGUCUGCCUUACGAGUCUGCAGCAGCCCUGGUACAGUGUGUAGUGUCAACAAAAUGCUACAUUUCAUGUCAGCCCAAACCCAUAAAACACAGGCCUUACUGCUCCAGCUCACUGAUACUGCACUUUUAAUUUGCAAUGUGCUUUGCAAAUGCCGUGGUCUUUCCCCCUCACAGCACCUUGUGAAGUAGGCCACCACGACCCCCAGUUCCUAGCUGGAGGGCUGAGACACAGGAGGCUCCACAAUCAGAGAUGGGAUUUGUUCCCAUUAUUCCAUUGGCCCAACCACAGCUUUUCCAUGAACAGAAGCUAAAAUGGUCAGUGCAGGGGAUGGUGACAGUCAGCAGUGAAGCUCAUCAGCCCUGGUCUCUUUUGGUGACUGACAACAAGCAGGAAAGUGCCUCUGAGAAGGUGCAUUGUGCUCUGAUUUUUCAAGAUUUUCCAGAAGAAGCUGGAGCUGGUAAAGUUGACCAAAAGAAAACCUAUUGCCCCUAAUUACACGUCAGAUUCUCUCACACACACACCCAAGGGGAAGCCUUUAAUACACCACUGGAAAGACCUGACUUUGUCAUGGUGAUUUUGUACUAGUGCAAAAUAUACAUGUGGCCUUGCACUAGUGCAAGAAACCAUGAUGUUACCACCCAAUAUUGCUCUGAUGGUACACUGCAAGUGAAUGCACAGGCUCCAAUGCUUCCCUAUCGAUUGGUUCAAGGAGUGCUAAAGCAAUAGUUACACUUUUAAAGAUUGUUAACAGAUUAGAAAAGACACAUUAACAGUAGCUUGUUGAGUUUGUUUUACUUUGCUUUUAAUUCCACCCCAAAGAUGCUUCUGAAUCUCAGAGUGGAUCAGAAGCAUUUUCUAAUGUGGCUUUAGAGAUUCCUUGCUACAGACAUCCAAGGACUGUGCAACUCAUAUAUCUGUAAGCUCCCUGCUUAUUUCCAUGGGAGUUAUGUAUGCAGUAUGUGCAGCCUUUGUUCAUUUGAAUUCAAAGCAUCGUGAUAUGUCUGGCCUCAAUGCACUGUUUUCAUAUGUUGGGGGCAGGGAAGGCAAGAUGAAUAAAAUGUGCAGUGUUGCCAUAUAUCUAGAUUUCUAUUGCAGAAUGGGUUUUACUAUUUAGCAAAUGGAUUAAUUUGCAAUUUAUUAUGAGACCAAAACUGAACCUCCCUAUUCAGUGGCAAUAUACCUCUGAAUAUCAUACAGUAAGGACAAACAACAGCGAAGGGCUAUUGCUUUGUCCCCUAUCUAUGAAUUUUCUAAAGGAGAAGGUUGGCCACUGUUGGAAACAGAAUGCUGAACUUGAUCCAGCUGCGCUGUUCCAAGAUCUUGCACUUGUACAAAAGAAUAAAAGAAAAUACAAAUUCCCUUCCUUCCUUUUGGAGGGGGGGGAGGGGGGCGUAAUCAGUAGGAAGGCCAAGACAUUCUGAAACAACAUUUUAUUAUGGCCGCCAACAAAUAAAAAUAAAAAAUGAGAAGGGAAUAAAUUUAAUACACUUGUUAAAAAAUAUGUUUAUAUGAUUUUAAAAAAUAAUGCAUCUUCACCCUUGUUUGAAUCUUUCAGCCAAACUUAAAACGCUCCCUUUAAUGCUAUCAAGUUUUCUACUUUCCCCCUAAAUUUAAGCAUAAUCAAGCACAACACACUUACACUGCGCAUAUAUGUAAUGUGUAGAGCAGAUCCAAUAGUGGCCUGGCUUCUUCCUCCCUCUGCCUCUAUGCAUGCAUGAAGAGGCCUGAAUGCAGGGCAGGGAAUAUUCCAGGGAAUGGAAACUGUCCAUACUCCCUCUACCCCCAUCCAGCACUCUCCCUCUCUAGGCCUUGCAAGCUAUUUGUGUUUGAAGUACUGGACAGAGAGAGAGAGGUUGGAUGGCAGGGUGCACACCAAGUGUCCAUUCCUAUUGCACUGCCUAUACAGCAGGGCUGCACAACCUGGGCCCUCCAGCUGUGGUUGGCCUACAGCACCCACCAUCCCUGACUAUUGGCCACUGUGGAGGGGAAUGCUGGGAAUUGUGCAGUCCAGCGAAAUGGGCACAAGAGGAGGAAAGGGCCGCAGGAGCCUCUGCAUGAUCACACCCACUUUUCUUCUGAACAUCUGGAUUUAAUUAUCAGCCGCAUCAUUGUAAUAAACAGACCUAGGUUUUUGUUAUCUUCUCAAUGUUGUGGAUGUUGUAGGUAAUGGUAAAACUAGUUUGCCUGUUUAUUAUCAUUUAUUGAUAUAAUUACAUUGUUUUGUUUUAAAAUCGUCAUAAAUCAUGCUGCCAUUAAACGUUCCAUGACAUCAGCUAAUUUUGUGAGGGGGGGGGAAUAAAGCACACUGUGAGA